UCAGGCUGUAAUUUGGAGAUUGGGUUUACAAAUGAGGCUGGCAAGAGAAGAGUUCUCGGAAGAAAGGAAGCGAAGGAGGAAGUCGAAAAAAGGCCCUCGAAUUGUUUCUUACAUCAUUUCACAAUCUGUCAGUUUACGCACGGCUCACUUUUCUGACAGGAGAAGAAGUCAGACUCUGCAGAGAAGUAAGGAUGGCCGUCUGGGACAUAAAGACCCUCUGGGGCUUCAUGUUGGUGCUGACAGGUGCUGCGGGUGUGGGUGUGGACUAUCCAGAUCACGUGUGUGCUGUUAAAGGAUCGACCGUCACCCUCCUCUGCACCUUCACACCAGUUGAGUCUGUCACUGUGAAUCAAAGAACAAUUCCGAUACAUAUCAAAAGAGUCCGCUGGUGCCAGAACCAUAGAAUUUGCCAGGGGAACCACUCGUCUGUGUACGACAGCCAAUCAGAAAGAAACGACUCUCGUUACAAAUACCUGGGAGACAAGACGAGAAACUGCACCUUACAGAUCACAGAGAUACAGAAAAAAGACGAAGCAACUUUUCGCUUCAGAAUGGAAGCUAAUGACGUGAGAGGACAUUUUACUGAUCAGUCAGGAGUGAACGUCACAGUCACUGAUGACACUCCAAUGAGGAUAACGAGCUCCAGUGGUGACAGUCCCAUGAGAGGAGGCGAAAACGUCACUCUGUACUGCACUGCAGCCUGUACUUUCCACCAGCUGGAGGUCACCUGGCUCAAGGAUAACCUCAAACUCCCAGAGUCUGGCACCGCCCUCCAGCUCAGCCCUCUGACUGCAAAGGAUUCUGGGAACUACACCUGCAGUUUGAAGACUAGCGCCCAUCAUUCCCAGCCAUUCAGUCUGCAUGUGGAGGAGGACGAGGUUGGUGGAAGCUUUUCUGGUCUGGCAGUCGGUGUGGUGUUCGGUGUCCUGCUGGCUCUGUUCACUCUCACUUUGGUCCUCUUCAUCAUCAGGAGGAAGCGAGCGGCGGUGGCAGGUAGAGAUCAGAGCCUUGUGGGAGGUGACCUGGGACAAAAGCAUCCUCAGAACAUCUGCAGCCACGUCCUGCCGCUGGAGGAGGAGGGAGGGACUCACCGACAGGAAACCAGCCAGGCUGUGGACGACGUCAGCUACGCCGCCAUCCAGUUCAGUCGUGCCAACCAGACCGGAGAGGCGAUGGAGGCGCAGGACGCCAUCAUCUACACUUCAGUGGCCAACAGAAGAUGAAGUCACAUCUGGUUCACACCCGCAGGACUUACAGAGGAGUCUUUAAGUCCCACUUGCAGCCGUGACAUCACAGGAAGUCAUUUGUGCUCAUCUGUCGCUUACUUUGAUGAGGGUGGACUUUAUCAGCAGUCAUUAUGUUGCACCAGCCUGUCGUUUAACUGUUCAGAACGUCCAGCACGCUGAUCUAAUCUCAAUCAGGCAAUAUCUUCAUGAAACUGGUCGAUGAUGUAAAUGUCUAAGUCCUUUAAUAUUUGUGUUUAAGUGUGUUGCAGUUUCCCCUAAAACGUAACACCGUAACACAUUCAUCUCCGUGGAGAUGAAUGUGUCUGUCCAUUUCCUCAUGAAAGCUAAAGUUGGAAACAUGAACGCAAAGCCUACACGUCCACAAACUGCUGUGAUGUCGUAGCACCACAGCUGCUCAGGUGAUCCAACAGCAAUGCCUUCUGGGAGCUGAAGUCCGCUCCUCUUCUGUUGCUAUGGACACAGUCUGGGAUCUGUGAGGCAGGAUUUUGUCUCAUUGUUUGUACUCAUUAUGUUUGUAUUGACUUGCUUCAGAUUUUCUUAGCUCAGAUUUAGUUUUAGUUUUGCAUUCAUAUUUCUUUAUUCUUUUUGUAGCGUGUUUUAUUUUAUGUCUUGUGGUUUUGUAAGAAAAUUGCCAAAGAUGGAUUUAAUUUAAUCUGAAACAAACUGAGAAUUCCUGCUUCAGUUUCUGAAGGAAAUGUAAUAUUUUCAAACAAGACAAUGAAGUUUUAUGGCUCUGA
Messenger RNA from Scatophagus argus, 1984 nucleotides. RefSeq lists its product as uncharacterized. Lineage: Eukaryota; Metazoa; Chordata; Actinopteri; Scatophagidae. The transcript is spliced from 7 exons. Bases 192 to 1223 code for a protein of 343 amino acids. The record is from RefSeq and is a predicted model, not a curated record.